Sordaria macrospora k-hell is the source of this 672-nucleotide messenger RNA. RefSeq lists its product as uncharacterized. Lineage: Eukaryota; Fungi; Ascomycota; Sordariomycetes; Sordariales; Sordariaceae. The record is from RefSeq and is a predicted model, not a curated record.
AUGUCUGAUCAGGAAGAAGCAACCCCGCCUCCCUCAGCUCCUCCUCAGGCUAUCGCAAACAUCAAUCGAUACCGAGAAAUCUUCGCCGCACUUGUCAAACGGGACCCGCCUGUACUCCGCAAUGCAUUAUACCAGCUGUAUAUAUGGGAGGGGACCAGGGACAGCGAAGCUCUCCAAGCGCGCAUCCACGAGCUUCUCACUGCGAACCAGGCAUCCGAAGAUAAAAAGUCCGACCAAGAUCCAAAGAGCGUCAAGGCCGUCGAGUCCACCAACGGCGACGACGAAGCAAGCCCACCAAACUCGCAGCCGAACGGGAGUUCAACCAAACGAGCGCGAGAGGAGACACGGACACCCGAAGAGGAAAGGAAGAGGGGAAUCAUGCAGCUCAACCGUGAGUCGUCAACAUGGGAAGAGGAGGCGUUCAUUGACAUAGAUAAGCAUGAGUCGAAGGAGCUGGAUACUCCGUUCAUUCGCGUGACCUUUACCAACGGAUUCAGCUGGACUUGUUGUGGACAGCCUGGUGGCCGGCCGGGGUGUCAGUGGUCUAGACACAAGGCCUAUGAUGAAGAUACCGGCGAGAGCAAUGACAACAACGACAGCGAUGAGAUUUGGCUCUGGGAAGAGGAAGGCGAGGAGGAAGACGAGACCGACGAGGGAGGCAAGACAGAUUAA